Messenger RNA from Paracoccidioides brasiliensis Pb18, 1602 nucleotides. RefSeq lists its product as uncharacterized. The record is from RefSeq and is a predicted model, not a curated record. The transcript is spliced from 4 exons. The coding region runs from base 1 to 1602 and encodes 533 amino acids.
AUGUCAAAGCAGCGAGCUCCAAUCGACAGCGCGAGACUGAUGCUGCCCUUGUUUCAAGAACGAACUACGCGCCCGAAAUAUAAUUCUCUUCCCAGCACCAUAUGCCUAGUUCAGCGACCUACAACCAGUCUCGCAAGCGUCAGUAUCCUGAGCCCCAUCGAUCCGACAGGUCGCGAUUUCGGAAAAGAGGAGUUGGAUCGAAGAAACGGCCUUCCGAAACCACCCAAGAACCAUCAUAGACCUAUCACUCGACAAUUUCACACCGAGCUGAAAAAGCGCUGUAAUUCUUUUCAGUUCGCUCCGGUCUUUCUCCGUGAUUGUGCACCUGCUUGUUCAAAGCAGAUAAAGAGGGCUUCCAGAUUGGGAGGACCUGACCUAACUGACCUUAGAAAUUAUCCUAAACCGGAAAACUUCCUCGAAAAGGCAAUGAGCUCAAGGUCUCGGAGUAGAAAGCGACGCGCAGGUUCUCCAUCAACAGGCGCAGAUACGAGGGAUACCACCAAGUCCACGAGCAAUACACCCUAUAAUCGUAACUUCCAGCAGAAUAUGAUUGACCAUGGCGUUUACCCUGACGGAUAUGAAUAUCCCGAUGGUCGAAUACCAGCAAUGCCAAAUAACUGGAAGGAGAUCAAUGAAACAUUAGCUCGACCCCGACCCUCCCUUUCCCCAUCGAAGUUCUCUGAUGAACAUUUCCGGAAAUUCAAACGAGCAGAUACCCACUCAUCUAAAGAACAACCGGUCACAUCGUCAGUGAUUCCUAUCAUCGAAGGUGAUGUUGAUGAUCCCAAAUGCGCCGGAGGGGGAUAUCCACUUGGAAAUCUUGCCCCCUUAACUGAUGGUACACUGGCUCAGGCCAAGCCAGAUCACUUCUACGGUGCGCGUCCUGAACAGCUUGAUCGUCAAAUCCGCAGCGAACUUAGCGACCAUAUCUUUCCCGCAACACAGGAUGAUCUUCCAAUGGUUCCAAAUUUCUUUUUGGAAGCAAAAGGCCCUGAUGGAUCCUUGGCUGUGGCUACACGGCAGGCAUGUUAUGACGGCGCACUAGGAGCUCGGGGAAUGCACGCUCUCCAGUCAUACCAACAAGACGGAUCAACUUAUGACAAUAAUGCUUACACUCUUACAUUGACUUAUCAUGGCGAUACACUCAAGCUAUACACAACUCAUCUCAUCAAGCCCGAAGGCCCAGGCCGUCGCCCUGAAUAUAUUAUGACCCAACUCAAUACUUGGGGCAUGACUGGGAACCUGGAAACGUUUCGGCAAGGAGCAUGUGCAUAUCGAAAUGCUCGAGACUGGGCAAAGGAAAAGAGGGACGAAUUUAUAAGGACAACAAAUGAAAGGCACUUAGAGGCUCAAUCUCAACUUCUCCAUUCUACCUCUCAGUGCCAGAUAGCUUCCGAGGCAGCCCUUACCUUGGACGGCUCUGAUGUAUCGACAUUAUCUGACGAAACAGAGUACCAAGACGCGCAAUGGAGCUUCGCGGAUACAACCAAAGAAGGCGGAAGAGACUCUCAUAUUCUUAGCAGACAUGCCAAGAAGCAGAGAGUUGGCUCCAUUGUUCAAGGUGAUGCAACGGGUAAUAAGACUACUCGGUGUCUGAAUUGA